AUGGCGGAUUCUCAGAUGGCCACUAUCCCAAAAUUCACCAUGCCAGAGACGACUGCGCCAACAAUCAUCAUUCCAGCGGCCAGCGCGCCGACUGCCACCACCCCGACCGCACCUCAUCAGAUGGCCACCGCUCCGCCAACGUCAAAUACCACGACUACCACGUCGACUGACGCCACCACUUCGCCCAACCAGCAAAUGUCACCACUCCUGAGGCUUCCUGCCGAGCUACGUAAUGCCGUCUACCGCUUCUCCUUGAUCUCGGACGACCCAAUCCAACUCAAAGUCAACACAAUCAAGACGCCUAAGGCCCUCCUCAAGACCUGCACACAGAUCCGCAACGAAGCAACGACCCUCUACUGGGCCGAGAACAUCUUCUCCAUCGACCUCGACGGAUUGAAGCAAGCGCAUCGAACGCUGAAAGGUGCAGGGUAUGCAAGAAUCCAAAGUAUUUCGCGCAUUCUUGUCUGCUUCGAUUUCUGCCGCCCAGAGUGGAAGCAGAUGGCAGACGGAGAAGUUCGGGAAGAAAUCGCUCCUGAACAGGCUGACUCGUGGAAACUCGAGGUGACAAUGGGCAAUGGUACGGAUACGGGAUCUUCAGUCUGUCUUCAAGGGCGCUGGCUCCGCCUUCUGGAUUUGGACAGUGCUUUCUCUGGAAAGGAGUCGGGAGUCCGCCUGCCGCUGCAAGUACACAGCCGACCUCUCCUUGAUAUCUUGGUGUUUCAGCAGUAUGGAGGACUUGUUGAUCGUGAAAAAGGUAGUGUCACAGGAGGUGCAAAACCGUGGGAGUUGUCGUUGCAGACCCGGGAAAUGAGCCGCGGAGAGAGCGCUAUCGGGUCCGCAGACGUCCAGGACAGGGUUGUGAGGAUAGGGAUACUAAUGCUUCAGCAGCACCACGAGCGCAUCUGGCUGAGCGCGCUCUCGGUGGACACGGCCGCAAAUCAGCAGCAGCCGCCCAUCACGCCGGACACGACGACUACCACGCAUUACACCGCAGCAAAGCUCAUCCAAGAGAGUGAGCAACAUCCCACUGCAGUGAUCGAGUCGGUGGCUCAGCAAGGCCUUUCCAUGGACGACAACAACGCAUCAUCACCACUCCUCGAGCUUCCAUCUGAAAUCCGCAACAUCAUCUACCGCUACGCUCUGCUCUCGGAAGGACCGGUCGAGCUAUGGGCAAGGGAGUUCUUUCUCACAAAGCUCUCCUCAACACAUGCUCCAGCAUCCGCCGCGACGCGACCGCGAUCUGGUGGACAGAGAACAGCUUCCUCAUACGAGGGUUGA
This is a messenger RNA of Saxophila tyrrhenica, 1278 nucleotides long. RefSeq lists its product as uncharacterized. The record is from RefSeq and is a predicted model, not a curated record. NCBI's taxonomy places the organism in Eukaryota, Fungi, Ascomycota, Dothideomycetes, Mycosphaerellales, Extremaceae. Bases 1 to 1278 code for a protein of 425 amino acids. The transcript is spliced from 3 exons.